AUGCGUACGAGGUUUUCCAACAACCUUACCUCAAUCCCCCCGACCAAUCUCCUCCGCCUCUUCUCCCAUCUCUCCACCAACCCACCACCACCACAACAUUUCUCCGACAAAAUCACUUCACCCGAACCCCAUCCCUCCACAAACCUUUCUCAAAACCACAUCUUGGAAACCCUCUUGACCCACAAAUCCAACCCCAAAUCAGCUUUCAAAUUCUUCAAAACCGUUGAGAGAAAACGAGGAUUCAUCAAAACCGUUGAUGUUUUCUGUUUAUUAGUUCAAAUUUUGUCUUCCACCCCAAAAACUCACAGCUAUGCUCGAAAUUUACUCAACGUAUAUGUUUCUACUGAUUCCACUCCUUCUGCUAAGAUACUCGUGGAGCAGUUGCUAGAGUGUUCGGGAAAGUAUGGUUUUGGAUCGGAUUCCGAUUCCGAUUCGCGGGUUUUUAAUUAUCUUUUGAAUAGUUUUGUUAGAGCGAAUAAGAUUACCGAUGCUGUUGAGUGUUUUAGAACUAUGUUAGAUUAUGAUAUGGUUCCUUGGGUUCCGGUUAUGAAUAUACUUUUGACUGCGAUGGUUAGGAGGAAUAUGAUUCGGAGUGCACGCGAGCUGUUUGAUGAAAUGGUUGAGAGAGGGAUGUAUGGUGAUUGUUAUAGUUUGCAUGUGGUUAUGCGUGCGUGUUUGAAGGAAGGGAAGUUUGAGGAGGCGGGGAGGUUUUUUGAGGAGGCUAAGCGGAGAGGGUUGGUGCUUGAUGCGGCUGCAUAUAGUAUUGUUGUUCAGGCGGUUUGUAAGGUGCCGGAUUUGAAUUUGGCGUGUGGGUUGUUGAAGGAGAUGAGGGAGUUGGGGUGGGUUCCAUCUGAGGGGACGUAUACGGCUGUUGUUGUUGCUUGUGUGAAGUAUGGAAAUGUUAAGGAGGCGUUGAGGCUUAAGGAUGAGAUGGUGAGUGUUGGUUUACCUGUGAAUGUGAUUGUUGCAAGAAGUUUGAUGAAAGGGUAUUGUGUGCAAGGAGAUGUGAAUCUUGCGGUGCAGUUGUUUGACGAGAUUGUUGAGGGUGGUGUUGCUCCUGACGUGAUUAUGUUCUCGAAUUUGAUUGAUGGGUUCUCUAUCAUUGGGAAUAUGGAGAAGGCGUAUGAGUUUUACACUCAAAUGAAAUUUAUGGGAAUCCAGCCAAGUGUCUCUAUUUUGAAUUCUCUGUUGAAAGGAUUCCGGAAACAGAAUUUGCUUGAAAAUGCGUAUGGAUUGCUUGAUGAGGCGGUUGAACUUGGUAUUGCUAAUGUUGUUACUUAUAACAUUGUUUUAAUGUGGCUCUGUGAAUCCGGUAAAGUUGAUGAGGCUUGUAAUUUAUGGGACAAGAUGAUGAGUCAGGGUAUUACACCUUCAUUAGUUUCUUACAACAACUUGAUACUUGGUCAUUGCAAAAAGGGUUGCAUGGAUGAUGCGUAUAGUGUGUUGAAUGAUAUUCUUGGAAGGGGUUUGAAACCGAAUGUGGUUACAUACACUCUUUUAAUAGAUGGUUUUUUCAAAAAGGGUGAUUCGGAGAGAGCCUUUGCCGUGUUAGAGCAAAUGAAGGCUGCUGAUAUUGCGCCUACAGACCAUACAUUUAACACUAUUAUAAACGGUUUGUGUAAAACUGGCCGGGUGUCUGAGAUACAUGACAAGUUGAACAAUUUCAUCAAGCAGGGUUUUAUUCCUACUUCCAUUACUUAUAAAAGCAUCAUAAAUGGAUUUGUUAAGGAAGGUGCGAUUGAAUCUGCAAUGUCUGCCUACUGGGAGAUGUGCGAAAAUGGAGUUUCUCCUAAUGUUACCAUUUAUACUAGUUUGAUUGAUGGAUUUUGCAAAUGUAAUAAGAUUGGUAUUGCUUUGGAAAUGCUUAAUGAUAUGAAAUACAAGGGUAUGAAAUUGGAUGUUAUUGCAUAUAGUGCUCUCAUUGAUGGUUUCUGCAAAAUGCAAGACAUGGAAAGUGCAAGCAAAUUUUUCGCCGAACUUUUGGAAGUUGGUUUGACUCCAAACACAGUUGUUUAUAACAGCAUGAUUAGUGGCUUCCGACAUUUGAAUAAUAUGGAAGCAGCGCUUAACUUGCACCAGAAAAUGAUAAAGAAUAAGGUUCCAUGUGAUUUGCAGAUAUAUACCUCAUUGAUUGGUGGCCUUUUGAAAGAAGGUAAAUUGAGUUUCGCUUUAGAUCUUUACUCAGAGAUGCUAUCCAAGGGUAUCGUGCCUGAUAUCGUCUUGUAUUCAGUUCUAAUAAACGGACUCUGUAACCAUGGACAACUAAAGAACGCAGACAAGAUUCUAGAGGAGAUGAAUGGGAAUAAUAUUACUCCUUCAGUUCUUGUAUAUAACACUUUAAUUGCUGGACACUUUAAGGAGGGUAAUCUGCAAGAGGCUUUUAGACUGCAUGAUGAGAUGCUUGAUAAAGGUCUCGUGCCUGAUGAUACUACUUAUGAUAUUCUUGUAAAUGGAAAACUCAAGAUAUAA
This is a messenger RNA of Vicia faba (fava bean), 2469 nucleotides long. NCBI's taxonomy places the organism in Eukaryota, Viridiplantae, Streptophyta, Magnoliopsida, Fabales, Fabaceae. The record is from the annotation of a GenBank genome assembly.